GCCUGCCAACUCGAGAACCCAUGCCUAGCUGGCACCUUCGAUCGCUCGAAGAGCAGCCUCAGCACAGACAGAGAGAGAAGGAGAGAUGGAACCACAACAGCAAAUGUGCUGAUGUGAUACGAGCGACUGUCAGGAGGAUGGAUUUUGACGCAGCAUUGUGAAUUCUUUCGUCUGCUUCUGCUCAUUGGUGUCCGUCAAAUCGAUAUUCGUCUUGAAUUCUCUGAAUUCGCUAGGGGUGAUCUUCAGCCGAAAGGGAGGAAUUCAGGGAUUGUGUUUCGAUGAACUGUGACAAUUCAUCUUCUCAUUCAGCAACUUUGGUUCGCCGAUUCUAGGGACAUUGUUAGCAUCGUACCAUGUUUCUAGCAGUACGGGAAAGCGCAUUCAUGGUCAAAGAAUCGCCAAAGCGGACGUUGUCUUUCAUUUUUGUGGUCGUAAUUCUCGGGUCAUUGCGGUGUCUGCACACCUAGGGUUGUAUAUUAUCCGCUCUUGGUUUAAAUAGGCAGUUAUUCGCAAACAUGUCUCGGGAGGAAGCAUCGGCAGAUGUUGAACGAGGAAUUACUCCCAGUGAUACUACUAGCCAACGCAGCGAGGAUGUAAUUGUGCAAUUUGCAGCUGCCGCUCAACCCGAGAUGAUGCGAGCCGCUGAGAAAGAUGAGCAUUAUGUGGGACAAGUUUGCGAGGCGUGUUAUGAUGCUUUUCGGCAUACUUUUGGAACAAGGCUGGCCGUUGCGUACCAGAAUGAGAUGAAGUUAGCUGGACGAGUACUCUACUACCUCUUGACCACGGGGUCUGGUCUUCAAACUCUUGGAGAAGAAUAUUGUGAUAUCGUCCAGGUCGCAGGUGUUCCUGGUCUUCCUGCCACACCGGCCAGAAGAACUUUGCUAGUGUUUUAUCAGACUGUUCUACCGUAUCUUGCAGAACGGCUAAGUUCAAGGGCGGCAGCACAAGGAAUGGCGUUAGGAGCUGAGGAUGAACCGAAUGAUAUGGAUAUCGUGUCUCAAAUUUCUAGCGAGGAAGAGAGUGCCGAUAGAGAAGCAAGCGGUUCUGAGAGGCUGGCGUCCUCAAACCUAAGAAGAAACGCCCUAGAGGUGAACUCUAGAAGUAGAAUGUCUUUGACAGGAGGAUUGCGUCAGGCCUGGAUGACAGCUUUAAGGCGUUGGGCAAUGAUACUUCCGUCAGUCCGUGAAGCCUUGAUGCUGUUUGUGCGCACACACCUCAUGCUAUUUUAUUUUGAAGGUAUAUAUUAUCAUAUGGGUAAGCGUGCAGCAGGAAUUCGUUACAUUUUCACCGGCAGACCGACCCAGCAGAGGCCGAGGUACCAUAUGUUGGGGUUGUUUCUCUUUAUCCAGCUAAGUUUUGUUUGCGGUGACUGGUUGACACGCACGGUUUUUCCCUCCAUUGCUUCCUCAAUGCGAUCACGGGCAGCCUAUUCGUCUGUAUCUCCUGCUGACUCUCGAGGGAUAGCUGUUAUCGAUGAAGAUGGUGGAAAAUUAGAUGACAAGGGCACUAAUAGGCAGUCAAGUCGUUGGGCAGAUGCGGAGGCCCCUGGAUCAAGUAAAUGUCCUCUUUGUUUGAGUGCUCGUCAACAUCCAACUGCGACGCCAUGCGGGCAUGUCUUUUGCUGGAACUGCGUGGCAGAGUGGUGCAAUGAAAAACCGGAAUGUCCUCUAUGUCGAGCUCCCGUAACACACCCAGAACUGGUGUGCGUGUACCACGCGGACUUUUGACGUAUAUGGACAAAAUUGGUUAACUUCACGCAUCCAAAUAGAUUAGCGAAGAGAUGAAAGCAGAAGCAUGAAUUGAGGAAAAUUUAUUUUAGACUAAAGAUCAGUGAACUGAGGUAUGGAUUUGACAAACCACGUAGGUUGAGCAUCAGCUUGUAUAUCAUGUUACAUUCAAGUUAUACGUGUUUGGGAAAGCAGGCAUUUAAUCAGGAUAGUUAGAAAGACUUGACGCCUCUAGAUGGGUUUGGCCUACUAUGUAUCGGACUGCAAAAAAUCCUCAGUUGAUGACUUUGCAGUCUGGUUGCCUGCUUGAUCGUAACCGAGGGCACUGAGGCCAUCAAUAGCUAUCACACGGCUUUCGAGUGUUGCGCUUAUGUUUUACAUCAUUUUCAUAUUUAAAUGAGUCCAGCAUCCCCGCAUGCAACACAUGCGUCAUGACUCGCAGAGAAAAAUUGACUUUCUUUUAACCGA
Marchantia polymorpha subsp. ruderalis is the source of this 2195-nucleotide messenger RNA. NCBI's taxonomy places the organism in Eukaryota, Viridiplantae, Streptophyta, Marchantiopsida, Marchantiales, Marchantiaceae. The record is from the annotation of a GenBank genome assembly.